GUAAUCUUCAGCGAGGGUAACACGCGUACUUCCAGCAAAUCGGAGGUCGCGCGCUGUCCUAUAUAACUCGAUCUCAAGUCUGAAGCGCGUACUACCCGACUCAAGCGCAAACAGCAAACACCCCGCCGCUAAGACAACCGACGAUUUUCCAGCAGUUAGAGUCAGUCGGAACUCGGACGCAGCCGACCGUCAGUGCGCGUGCGUUGCCCCGCUCCAGUGAUUCUGUGACAGUGACAAGAAUAACCCCCAACAUGACUAAAUACGUCACAGUCGCGUUAAUUCUUUGUGCGUGCGCGUUACUCACAACGGCACAGUUCAACCACCUUGGUCUUGGUUUCUCAGACGGUUACCUCGCGACCAACUUUGGACCUCCGAGUUUAAAUGCUUUAUCAGCGGCAGCUGCUAGAGAUCCAAGGGCUAACACAGGCCCAGUAGUGUUCCCACCUUCGCCCCCCGGCGACCCCUCUCAGACCAGCGGAGUAGUCCCUGGUGCAUCGGGUUAUGGCUUCCAGCCCCCGAGCCAACAAGGUAAAAUUUACCGACGUUAAAAACAAAAACUCUAGCAAAAUAUACUAGUUAGUAGCUCAUGCACAACUUAAAGAGACAUUAAGAAAUCAUUAUUUUGUAGAUAAUCUUUAUCUAAAUGUCUGUAGUUACUUUUAAAUCUUUCAACUCUUUUUCUUCUUGUUUAAUCUUAAACUGAACGCUAAUCUAUUAGCUGACAUCUGUCUUCUCUUUGUAUAUUCUUCUGUAAAACUUCUUUCAUUUUCAUAUUAUUACAACUUUUAGUAUAAAAUAUCUUACAUAUUUAUUUAUUUUUCUUUCAUCGUGAUUUCUCGUUGUCUUUUUUUGAUUAUUUAAAGCCGUUCAAACCUUGUUGCAAACACUUAAACAUCUCCUUACGAGAUAUCAACCAGCAUGUUUAUAAUUUAUUUUCUUAAUAAUUGUACAUAAGUAGUGAAUGCUUAUAAUAGAUAGAUAUGCAUGUUAGUUACUGCCCCUGUAUACACAUACCUUCCUUAAUCAACUGCAUGUAGUUAUGUCACUUAAAAAUCUUAAUUUUCUGUAACACAAUAGUUUUAAUUACUUGAAAACGACAUAACAUGGGAUGUUUGUUUUUAUUGCAUUUUCUUUAAUGUUAAAUAUUUUUUAAGUUUUAUUGUUUGUUGUUCAGCUGUAAAUGUCAUCGAUGUAAAUAAAUAUUUAUUACUUUAAAAUAAAAAACAAAUAAGAAUUAUACCCUGUUUUAUUAGAACCUUUAA
Vanessa tameamea is the source of this 1262-nucleotide messenger RNA. RefSeq lists its product as uncharacterized. NCBI's taxonomy places the organism in Eukaryota, Metazoa, Arthropoda, Insecta, Lepidoptera, Nymphalidae. The transcript is spliced from 4 exons. Bases 252 to 548 code for a protein of 98 amino acids. The record is from RefSeq and is a predicted model, not a curated record.